This is a messenger RNA of Porites evermanni, 33505 nucleotides long. NCBI's taxonomy places the organism in Eukaryota, Metazoa, Cnidaria, Anthozoa, Scleractinia, Poritidae. The record is from the annotation of a GenBank genome assembly.
CAGAUGGAGGAAAUCUCGCCUCAAAGUGGUGUUUCUUCACCUAACUUAAAAGAGCAAAUCACUCGUCAAGUUCUGCAAUAUGUGCUGUAUGGCAAAAAUUCAGUACAGAUGGUUAACACUCACGAGACGAACAUAAAGAGCAAGCUUGGUAAUUUGAAUAAAAAGUUACUUUAGUCUGAUUUGAAACGCCCAGGACUCCUUACGAAACUAUGACGGCAACGGUUGAUACAAUAGGCACCUUUAGGAAUACCUUCACACCGCACCCAAAGAAGUUAUGACCGGCUAAAAAAUUUGACCGGACACUUCGUUCUCACGGGUCCGUUCAGUAUUUUCGCUCGUUCACACGGACCUUUGAACAGCUAGGGGUCUAAAUGUUUGUACAGUUAAGGUGGUACCGUGUGAACGGAACACCUAAACGCACGAAUUUUCAACCGGUGGAAAAUUCUUCCGGUGCCAAGUGAACGCCACCUAAGAAUGCAAAACAAUAACUUUCUUUCCUGUCCCUGCACAACUGCGAGGUUCAAUGACCAAAAUUUUAAGUAAUGUUGAACGGAAAGACGAUAAAUUUUACUGUAUCUUUCUGAUUUCGGACGUGGUACCCUCUCCACGACUCUAACGUAAUUUCUUAGCUUUGAAAUACAUGAACAAGUUGAGUCAUCGCUAAAAGAUUUGGAAGAACUCGAAGAAUAAGAAAGCGUGAAUGACGUUUACACGCUGCCGCUGCUGUUGUGGUAUCGUAAGAUCCCUUAUAUGCGUAAUAACACAACAACUCGGGUUUUACUUACAAUUUGCAUAAUAACUUCGCUUGCAGAGAACUAUUACGUACCGUCUAGUUGUUCAUUAAGAUUUCUUUUAAGUGGCCAUAUCAAGUUUCAUAUUCAAAAUUAAAUUUGGAAACCACAGUAGCCGGCAACCGAACCUUACUAGUUCACAACUAGGAACAAUCAACACUAGACCAGUCAUGCUCAAGAUUUUUCUUUCUUCUCUUGUGUAUCAUUCCACUUAUUACGGUAUUUAUUUCACGAUUAAAACAGCAUGGGAAGCUGUGCAAUUAUAUAUUUUUUACAUGUGUACUUAUUUAUUAACUGACUUUGUUGACGAUGGUGUUUCCUAAAGAAAGUGGUUGUCAUGUGUAUUCAUUAAAAAGUCCUAAAACUGGCCUGAGUCGGCCUUCAUCGCUUCUCUUUCAAAAGACAACUCCCAUAAUACACAAAGCACUUAGUGAACAGCAGUUAAGGUUACGCUUCCCGGUAGGAAAGGACAGAGUUCGAAGGAGAGGGCUGGGGCCGAGGACUGAGAAGGACCUGAUGAUGAUGAUGAUAUUGACAGUAUUGUAAUUAAAAGCACAUUUAUUAUCAUGAUUUUUAGUAAAUGAUGAAAGCUCACAGCAAGAACAGAGAUCUAAGACCGUGACUAAGCUGAUGGAGAAUAGUGACCCCAACGCUACCACGGAAACUGACAAUACGCAUGCGCAGUCCGAGAAAGCAAGUAUCAAUCUGAGCUAUGCAAUAGCUUCAUUCCCGAAUGAAGUGUCCUUAUGCGUAUCGAGUAUACCUGGAACGGUUUUUGGAGUCUGCGCAAAACAGCAUAUUCCCGUGGGAACGUGGAUUGGUCCUUAUGAAGGGAAGCGCGUGUGUCCUGAUGACGUCACGGUCGAUAUGAACACGUCACACAUGUGGGAGGUAAGACUGUUGAUCUUUAAAUGACAAUAAUAUUCAAGCAUAUGAAGGGAUGUACUUUUGAGGCAUGGAUGCUACAAAGCAUGCUUUUUCAGGUCUGUCAGUUCAUUUUCAUUUAUGUUAAUCUCAACGACACUAAGCGAUCCUUAAUCCUUCUAUAGUUUAUCACUAUUACUGCUCUGGCGUUUUUCUAUUUUUUCCUUCAAUUUCAUGACCAUUGAAAUUUGUGGGUUGGGGAGAUCAUAGGCUCCCGACAAAGGCUUCAGGCCUCGUUUAUAUCGAGAAAAGUUGACCCGAAAAAGAGGGUCACCCUCCCAGCCGAGAAAACUUAGAGAGCGUUCAAAUUAGAAAAAAGUUGACCCCUUUUCCCAAGCCAACAACCCUCACGUAUUCUCUGAUUGUCUCACCUUGACCGAGUUGACGAGUUGAAGGCCCCGCUAGAACGCGACCCGACCAUCGAAAAAGAGUGCUGAGCAAGCUAGGGAGGUUACUCUUCUAGCCAAGCCAACUUUUUGUUUCUAAUCUAAACGGUUCGCCUAGGAACUGUAGAAAACGUUGUCUCGCCCAGGGUAGCUCGGGUAAGCGAGUGACCCUUCUAUCCGUUACAAGUUUUCCCAAACAAACGGGACCUUAAAUUUCGUGUGGAAGUAGCCCAUAAUGGUCUCAAGCACUACAGCACUACUCAGACCCAUUUCUAGCGUUCAAGAAGAAAAGGAGACUUUUUUCUUUUCUCAGAUUUACGAAAAAGGCAAACUUGCUUAUUUCCUUGAUGGUAGUGACAAGAAUACCUCCAGCUGGAUGCGAUUCAUUCGCUGCGCGCGACAUAAGCAGGAGCAAAACCUGCUCGCAUUCCAACAUAACAAAGAUGUUUUCUACCGCGCUUUCCGUGAUAUUCCCCGCGGUUGCGAGCUUCUGGUCUGGUACGAAGAUAGCUAUAUCAAACAUAUGGGAAUACCCUUUGGAAUUGCGGACAGGAGUUCUCCACUUCAUUUUACAGGUAGGAAUGAUAUUAGAGGACAUGUAUGGAGAUAUUCGCGAAUCUCAGUCAUCGAUAAGGUUUUCGGCAAAAAAGGGCAAUGUCCAAAACAGUUAUAUAAUUACAACCGGUAUACAGCCAGGGGAAGGAGUGGCUGUGCACGGUUGUUCAGUGUUGUCACUCUAUAUUUGAUAUAGACACGGCUAAACUGUACGUACAAGCCAAAAUGACCCCGAAUCUAAAUAGCAGUGCAAGUGUGAAUAGAUCCACAUCAAAAAAUUUUUCAAGCCGUUGACUGAACUCACAAUUCGAGCAUUAUUAAGACUUUGUCAAGUUGCAGUAAAAUUGGUCAAGCCGCUACAUUAAUCUUAUCUUUUUUCUUAGAGAGAGUAUCAAGGGUAAAGCAUCCGGUUGCAAUCCGUGCUGCUUCUCUCGUCAGUGGGUCACUGCGCGAGGAACAAGAACUCCUUCACGAUGUUGACAGUGGAUUUAAGCCAUGCCGCGUACAGAAAAGGAGAUCAUCUUUACACAGUUCGCUGGUUGAAGAAGUAUCCGAUGAACCCGAAAGUGUGGCUAUUCAACGACUCAACAAGAGAUUUAAAGAUCAGCAAGAAAGUGACAGCGACUCACUGAUCCACAAUGAGGCAAAUGUGCGACCGUCUCUCGACAGGGCAGAUAACGGCAGAAAGCUCAACACAAGAAAAAAUGAAUUGACCCCACAUCGUAAACUGUUUGACGAAGUGAUAGACACCAGUGGAGAGAACGGCGAGUUUAAAUGUGGCCAAUGCAAAAUCAUUUUCACGCAGCGUUCCCUUUUAAACAGUCAUCUCUGCUCGCGCAUGCCCUGUAAGCCCUACAGAUGUGGACACUGCCAAGAGGCUUUUGCCCAACCUAAAGAACUACGCAUGCACUCAGUGGUGCACGUAAGCGAAAAGCCAUUCAAGUGUGGUUACUGUUUGCGGGCGUUCAGCGGGGCUACGACUUUAAACAACCACGUGCGCACGCAUACAGGUGAAAAGCCAUUUCUCUGUGAAAGGUGUGGUAAGUCAUUUUCUCAAGCAUUUCAACUGAGUCGACAUCGCAGGGUCUGUACACAAAAUGGUGAAUAAGUUACAAUCAGUUUCUCUUAGUUACCUAAAAGAUUGGCCAUGAAACCUUGUAAACUACUGAAAAAAGUUUUAAAGGUACCGUACUCUACACCAUUAAGACUUAUGUGGAAUUACCGGAAACACAUUAACCAAUUACAUGUUUAGAAAUCUUUGUAUUUCCAGCAAUUUAUUUGCGGGUUUAAAAAGCGAAAGACGACAAGUCUUCAAGAUGUUUAAGAAGGCUUUAUUUAAGAGCAGGAUUUUAUACUAAUAUUUUUUAUUGACGGCCUUGUCGAACCGAUGCUAUCAUAAUAUAUAUCACGUGAUUAGGCUCGUUGCAGACAGCGAGAUGGGGAUAAAUAGGUUUGCGAAAAAUAUAAAAGGUGAAAAUUUUGUAUACCAGCUUUCUUUUUCGGGAGCUUUAAUAAACACAUGUUAGCUUAGAGAUGAAUUGUGUCAAUCGAGUUAGAUAUAUCUUUAACUGAACCCAGCAGUAAUAACUCAUUUUUGUUGUGUGAGAAACCAACUAUAGAUAUAUUAGCAGUUAAAGGCUGAGUUCUUUGAUACAAUUUUCAAUUUUCAUCGGUAGCUCUGCUUUCCUGUAGUACAGGGGUAUUCCCCGGGGGAUAGCCAUUUUGAAUAUGUAAGCAGAGAAAGACCGGGCGUUAAUCAAUGUGAUAUUUGCGCGCUUAAAAAUAUCUGCGCUUCGUCUUGUACUUACACCAUAAGUGAUGCCAAAAUUGGCUAUCUAAGGCCCUUCACGAACACAAGUUUUAUUAACCCUUUUCAUAUGGGAGCAAUCCGCGACCGCCCCCCCCCAACCCCCCCACCCCACUACCUAAAUCGUUCGUACUUCAUUUAAUUACGUCAGCAACUGCAUUCCUUCUAUGUACUGUUUGAUUUAUGAAUGCUUUUGUGGAAGAAUUAAACGAAUUUCUUUUUUAAGUUUGGCUCCAUCGUAAUUAAUUUUCCUAGUAAAUUUAGGUCAACCUAAUUUUUAUCUUGUCUGUUCUUUUUACUGUUUGAGAGCUUUGUUUUCUAUUCGCAUUACAGUGUCAGUAGUGUACAGUGUCAGUGUAGUCGUGCAUUUACUAUUAAAUAUCUCGGUAUGGUGGUACGAGUAAUCGACUACUACAGUUCCUGGGCCUCGGGAUAGAUUCCCGAUAACGCCACUUUUUGGGUGUUUCUUGGUGUUGCGGAAACUACGUUGGUUACCGUGUGGCACGAAAUUUUUGCGGGUUCUAAUUUUUGCGAUUUUUCUAGCGAUCCGCAAAAAUCAAUGCCCGCAAAUAAACAUUACCGCAAAGAUUUUUGCCGCAAAAAUUUACUCCAGAGUAAAUAUUCUCCAACUUGAAUUCGCUACACAAAAAUACAGUACUAAACAAUCGUGUCUGUUAAAUCACAACUUGUCUUUUUUUAACGGUAUAAAAUGAAAUACUGGUUUAUUGUUUGAAAAUCUGUAUUUCUAUUGCACAUACUCAAUAAACACGAAAAUUUUAUCAAUGCUGUGUACUGGGCACUUUCUGGAAAUCGCAACAAUUAAUUCCCAGCAAGAAAAACCAAUCUGUCGUAAUCGCAGAAAUUAGUUCCCGCAAAACACAAAAAAUCGCCAAUCCGUAAAAAUAAACUCCCGCAAAAAUUUCGUGCCACAUGGCAGCUAUUGUUUUGUGGUAUGGAGUAUUGCUCAACACCUUCUCAAUCUUUUGUAUUACGUCAUUUGGUGACUACUCCCAUCCGCACACCAAGAAAAUAUUUUGAAAAGACUUAGCAAUGAUUCAUGUAAGUGUAAAUGAGAGGGGAAGGUCAGUUUUGAGGAUAGAAAAAAAUUAUAACCUAAUAAGAGGUUUUACCCGGGAUGGAGUCUCUGAGUCUUUGAGGAGUCUCUGUGUCAGUCAGAAACUAUGUUCACCGCGACCCGAAUGUAUUAAUACCAUAGAUUGGAAAUUAACUUCUAUUUAAAGAGAUGCAUUCACUUAUUCCAAGGAAUCUAACCAAUUUACGUUAAACAGAGAGACCGGUUUAGAUACACCCCUGAUGGAACGUUGAGGUUGGACAUUACAAGAACCGGAUGAUUAUGCUUCAAGGGCAUGACUUAGGGAUAUCUAAAAGUUAGCCUGCGUAGCACGCCUUUCCGCGCGAAUUCGUUGGCUUUGCCUCAGGGAGAUGACACAGUGACAUGUCGUGAUAUGAAGCGCUUAGGCGUUGGGAACGCGUAGAAAGCGUUUCCGCGCGGUUUAUGCUUCAGUGGCAUCUCAAGGAUAUACGGUACCUGGAAGUUUCUUUGAGUGUGCGCUUAGACUAUGAAAAAUACAAUGAGUUAAAUUGGUCCUGCGAUAUGUAUAACGCGACGCUCUGAACAUCUACCAAGCGGCAAGUGCGUCAAGUUGAACGACUGCGUUAAUAGGCAACCGUUGAUUUUUAAUAGCCCGUGAAAUUCGAUUGGCUAAAGAUUAAGAGUUGCGUCAUUCCACGCGAUGCUGAAAAUGGUACGAACAAGAUAAGAUUUACUGCGCGUAAUGUUGCAGAAACAGAACGAAAUUCUGCCCAUGCUGCAAUAAUUCACGUAAUAUUAUCAGGGUUGGUCGAAUGUAAUUUAGUCAUUGCAUCCAGGUUGUAUCAUUCGUCUGCGCCUGCCCAUGUGUCCGAAAUUUGUGCAAUGUUGUCUCCGAUGUCGCCUCUCGGCUGGGCUUAUGUAACCUUUUGUAAAACUAAGAAAAAUGGAUUACAGUCGAACCCGCUUUACGGACAUCCGCUUAUGCGGACACCCCUUAAUUACGGACAGUUUUCUUUGUCUCUGGGGAAAGCUCUUAUAUUUUCUCUAAAAUUCAACUCGCUUAAUACCGACAUCCUGUUAAUGCGGACAACGGGGACUUGUUUCUUACCCAAUCAACAGCUUCUCAUAGAAAGUCAACCUCAAUAAUGCGGACACUUCAUUGUCAACUGCGUGCUGUAAUAGACCUUUCCUUUCUGAAAGUAAAAAAUACUUUACUUGACAUCAUGUCGAUGUUCCUAGCGAUAUAGUACACCGAAUAGGAUGCAUUAUAGCCGCCAAUUUCAGACUAUUUCAGCAUCAAAAGAGUUAUCUAUAGAGCGAGGUAUUGUUGAGUGACUUUUUAGUGUUUGCGUGGAGUUAGUCCGCGGAAUGAGGGCUUCAUGAAGGCUAAAGAAGUUUUAUUGAAGAUGCCAAUGUCCUCGUUUUUUUCUUUUAGUAUUUUCUUCUAAUAAAAAGGUGUUUUACUUUUAUAACAUGACCGGCUUAAAGGAGCUGUGUCACGGCGAAAUUCAGCUGAAAUUAGGAAAUUACAAACUGCCCGUUAAAUUAAGAGAAACCUAAAAAUAACUACUUAAAACUUUAAAGGAAGGUUAAAAUAACAUAACAGAAACAACAGAUGCCACGGAUGGGCAAAACUGAAGAAGAUUGAAACGGAUUGAUAUUACGGUUUUUGAAAACUGUUCAGCCUAACAGUUUUUAAAAGUUGAUCCCUGCUGCUUGCAACUUCAAAACUGCUCAGGAGACAUAUUUGCUUGUCACGAAUCUCUGAUGAUUUUGUCAUUUACAUGUAAUUUCUUUGCUUUAAUAGUUUAAGUUCCAUAGCGAUUGAGGGUGAGUAAUUGGCAAAAUUAAACAAAAUGAACUGGACUGCCGUGACACAGCCCCUUUAAUACACCCCGUUAAUACGGACACUUUCUGCGACACCUUCAGUGUCCUUAUUAACGGGGUUUGACCGUAUUGACUUGGUGUGACGCAAAAGUUGUCGACGUUUCUUCAUUCCGCCUGACGAGAUUGCAAUGAAAUCAAAAAUCCACGCUGACUACUUUCUACCAUAUAUGCAUGGUGUUUUACGGAGAAUUUAGGAGUUAUCACACUUGUACGUCCGUAGAGUCCACCAGAAGUCGAUUGUAUGACGUUUUAUCCCGGGAUUUGAAGCAUUGAAGUCGUUUCAUUCCGGUCAUUAACUCAAGGGUAUAUUGCACUACUUUGUACGUCAGCUCAGACGUAAUACGUACGUAAAUCCUACAUCCUACCGGUAAAUAACUGCCGGUUGUAAUUUGCUGCUCCAAGUUAAAUAAGGUUUAAAAAAUCCAGCAGUGAUCACUAAGUUAAAAUAUAAAUUUAGUGUAAUAAUACUUGAAUCAGCAAAGUUCAAACUACAUUACAAGCUCAGGUCGGGUUCGAGUCGAGUUUUUUGCUAUGUUUUAAUCAUGCUUUUUUAAAUAAUUAUUGUAGGUUUUUGCUUUUCAUUUGGUUCCUUUACGUCACUAAUAUAUAAGAAAUAAAAUAAGCCAAAAUUGCAAAAUUUCCCUCAAUAUCACAUUAUUUUACCCAUACUGUAAAUUAAAAAGGUCUGUUCAAGUCUAAAAAGCCAAUUUAGCUCUCCAGGCGAUGUCUGAUUCAGCCUCUCCUGGAGCCAUUUGAGGACAAUUUAAGCCGAAAGAGCAACAUCAAAAGCCCAUUCAAGCGAUUUCAGCCCGUGGGUCCAAAUCAGCCUUAGGUAAUCAGUGGACUGUAUUGGCCUUGCUUAAGUGAGCCAAAUUAGACUCUGAAAAAUAGUACUGUAUUUUACUAACCUAAACGGCCCAAUUUUUAAGGCUAAAACGGGCCCCAUUUGUUCAAAAGGUGGACAACGAUAACGCAGUUGGUUUCUCUAACAUUUAUCCAAUGGAUAGUGAUUUAUCUGAUGGAUUUUGAACAAUUUGGGUCAGAUCUUUUUGAUUUACACGCUGUAUACCCGAAAUUAUAAGUCGUUUCACUGAAAUGAAGAGGACCAUCAACCAAACUCGUAAACCGUAAGCCCCAAACAUUGACUGUUCCUGUCUUAUUCAGUGCUGGAAAGGCAUAUGUCUAAGGUUCAGUAAAUAUUCUAAAUAGAUAUUUGCAGGAAGGAAACUCAUUGAGUAGCCCGAGUUGAUCAUACCUGUAAUUGAAAAACUAAGACUAGCACUAAUGAACCAUUGUAUCUAAAGCUUUUGAUAUAAAAUGUUGGAUAAAGAUAACACUUCACUUGUUUGUUUGUUUUUCUUUUAGGAUUCGCCCACCGUAACACUUUCGUGUCUCGAAGUGUUAAUUAUUUGCUUUUUUUGAACUUAAUCCAACAUGACACGAUUUACAUCAAUGAUUUUUCCCGCGUCUAUUGCGAAGGUUUUGUUUUCACCCACCAAUGCGCAUGGAGUCCUUUGUUUCAGGGAAUUUUCGAGACAGGGUAUUUUAAUUCAACGAACAACUCAGUAAAAUUCAGAAAAUUAAAGGUUAAAUCACACUUGACCACAUGAAUCAUCGUGAAAUAUUAUUUGGGAAGGGCCACACCGUGAAAACAAAGAGAAACGCUUUAUUUUCAAGUUUAACGCUGAAAUGGCCAACAAAUAUGUAGCUUUAGUAACUUCUAGAAUCCGUCAGUUCUUUUCAGACUUCAUUUGUUGUGUUGAGUUCACGCUACCAUUACUCCAGCAACGCGUUGUGCCGGUGACCACCAUUAACUUUGUUUGUAUCUGUAGUUUCACAAUGGGAUUAAAGAUAUUGAAGACGUUCAUCAAUUAUUUAAGAGGCUACUUCAAAUAAUUCGUUGAGGUACGUAGCCUUUCUUUCUGGCUCUCCUGGCCGAUAACUCGUUAUUUCUCAAGUCUCUACCGAGGCAAAGAAACCUCCUUUUUAUAUUUUCAAAGCUUGAAAGGCUUCGAAACAUUGAGCAGUCAACCAAGGUAUUUUGGUAUUUGACUUUGCACUGUGUGAGAGAAAGAGACCCAAUAUAUUCACUUGUCGACCCACGCUGUCGACUUUACGGAGUCGUAUUUUUUCCUCCUCAUGACUUUCCAACGAACGACCGCGUGGGAGGCCGUGUUCAUUGUAGCGCAGGAACGAUAGUUUGGCCGCAAACAGGAAAAAGCUGCACACCAUGAAAUCAUUUGCACAGUAGGUGGUGAUAAUAAUUACUCUGACAUCACCAGAGAAAGCGGAAAAAAACUCACCUUCGAGGCAUGUAGUUUGAAAAGCAAAAUGCAGAAUUAGUAUGUCAAGUGCGACAAACCGUAAACAACAAACAGCUGAACGAACAGACAAAGUAAAUAUAAAAUGUCGAGGAAUUCAAACGUCCUAUGUACCUGUGCAUAUGGAUAUGGACCCAUAAGCAGUGCUGUAUGAAACCUGAAACUGCCUUCUCGAACUAUCGCGAAAAACGUUGGAUUGGCUUACAUUUCGAUACAUUAGGUCAAUAACGUGCCGUAUUUCAUUGCAAGCGGAGCUUAAAUCCACUGAGGGGGAAAGUUAAUCACGUGACAGGCGUGUCUUCAAAUAUUACGCAAUCAUGUCAGUUUAAUCGAAUCAAAUUGUUUAUAAGGAUGAUCGUAGAAUUUGGUGUUCAGAGAUUAAGAGGGUGUUUAGAGUAGUCCUUGUGAAAACUUAGAUGUUAUCAUGUGUCAUUGUCAGGUGACCACCCAGCUUCCCGCGCCACCCCUCCGCAAAGGACUUGGCGCAACAAAACAUUCCUGGUGUAAAACGUACGACUCCACAACGAAGUGUGGCGUGUGAUAGAGUAAAUGCGACAGUCACAGUUUGUAUUGUUGAAUCCUUAAAUUAUUCUGCAUGAAUUUAUCAACUAUUGGUUAAAGUUUGAACAAUUCCUAAAUUUGCAGAUUUCAAGUAUUAGGUAUUACUGAGCAAACACGACAUUGCUAGGAUGACAGGUAAAACUUAAGUGGCCAAUUAAGUAAAAUUUUCCGUUCUGUAUACCACUAUCAACACCGUUACGAUGGCUUCUUACACAACAUUAAGUCGUCAUAAGCACUUGCUUACCAACAAACCAGUGACUUAAGAGACAAACUGAGCAUAAACUAAAGAAAAAAAGGCGGUUACCGAAAGGAUACCAUAGUUGCACGACUUCCAUGGUGAUCAAGAGCAGAGAUGACAGAGGUUAGAAGAACGUCACACUUAGAACGUACACUGUUCAAGUUUUUGAGAUCCGAACAACCUCAAAACCAAGCAAACAAAAAACGCUCUGAAAGGAUUGUAAAUCCUCUGCACAACCACAAAAUAACUACCGCCGAACUUGUUUUUUAUUUCUUUGCUGGGAGAGGAGAGGUUGGCAGGAGGGGGGGGGGGGGGGGGGGGGGGUGGGAAGGGGGAAAAAAAAAGGGGGGUGUUGUGGGGGUGGAAAGUCACCCUUCUCUUUCGCUCUAAUUUUUUUUUUUUUAAAAUAUAACAGUCAGAUUUUUAGAAAAAAAAAAUAUAUAUAAAAAUGAAAAAUGGGGGGGGGGGGGGGGGGGGGGGGGGGGGGGGGGGGGGGGGGGUGUUGAUGAAAGGGGCAAAGAUAAAGGGAGCUUUACUGCGUCUGAAAUCUCACCUUUCCUUUGGCCUUAAUGUUUGAUUUUUCAAGAUAACUAUGCCAGAUUAUUGAGAAAACAAAUAUUUCAGAAAUUAGGAAAAUCAGUGAUACAUCGCAUUUAUGAAAAAACUGCCUAACCUGUACAGCAAAUUAACAAAUAAUAUUGGUAUCUGUUUCGGUUGGCUGGUUUAUCAGUAGUAUUCUCUGAAACGCAGCCACAAUUUGUAAAAGUUAAUUAGCGAGAUUUCCCUAAGUGUUAUGGCUGUCUUUUCAACUUUCUUAGCUACGAAAAAGAUAGUCUUCAAAGAAAGCUCCUUUCUAAAUCAACCGUUUAGUUUCCCCCGCCGGCUUAAUUCCCGCAUGGCGUCAAAACAGCUGUUUCCUGAUCAUUUUACGUUUCUGGGAAACUGCCCACCUACCCCUCCCCUAAGCGUUAAUGUUGUUUGGCUUAGGGGAGGCGUAAGUGGGCAGUUUCCCCAGAAACGUAACGUAAAAUAAUCCUCUAUUUGCCCCUGCACGUUUGCUCAGUCAUCCGAUCAAAAACAUUAAAAUAACCAACACACAGGCUGUUUUAAAAUUUCGAAAUACCUGCGAACUAUUGCAUGAAAUGAAUUGUCUCAGUAGUUUAUUACAGUGGAACCUCGAUAUAACGAAGGGCCAAGGGAUUGGCAAAGCCUGAUCGCUUUUACGAAGUUUCGUUAAAUGGAGGUUUUUUCCCAUAUAUUUUACUGCUACGGGGGCAAAAAAUAUCGUUUGUUAUACCGAGGACUUCAAAUGCGGGUGGACGACUCCAAGGGGAAAAAAACACAUGAUUUAAAUUGUGUUCACAUUCUUAAGGAGAAAAAUUCAUCGAUUUAGGCCUAUUGACGUCACCAUAAAAAGUAAAAGUAUUCUUUCGCCAUGUAGAGUAAAAAUGACACUCAUCCCCCACCAAUUUAUUCAGCAACAUUGUGGUUGGUACAUCACGAUCCUAGGGUGUCUGCUUGCGUUUGAAGACCGUGAUUGCGUUUAUAAACCUCUCUCACACAGACUUAAUAUGAGCGGAGUUUCUAGCUCUUGUAGUAAUUAGAGCAAUUAUUUCUUGCAAUGCGGAACUUGGAAAUAUAAUUGAGGUAUGCCGCAGUGAAUAGAAGACAAAAUAACUACCGAAAACAAAAGAGGUAAUACUGCUUUCCUGCCGAUAAUUAACUCGAUUUUUUUGCUUAAGCCUUGUGAUAUUGGUAACAUGACAUUCCACGGUAGCUAUCGGGGUGGCUUUGUUUUUCUAAGAUGCUGGUUUAAGCCGACGUCCGUAGAGUAACUUCGCUUUAUUUGAGAUCUUUGUUAACGUUUUUCCAAUCUGAUGUUCUUUGUUACGUAAUUAAUAUCUCUAAGAAGAGAUGAAAGCCUUACUUAGGUACUUAGCUUGGGCGGAAUACAUUUUCCUAUAUUGACCCUUUUUCUGAUACUUUGGAAACUUUUCCGCUUUUCCUUGUUUUCAAUUUAUCGAUCUGUUACAGAUAUAGCAAGAAACAUUAAAAAAAAUUGAGAUUUGCAAACAAGAAAACUUAAGCCAGAGCUUAAUGGACGGAAACGAGUACUAUAUGAGAUUGUGAUAAAUUUUCUGAGAGACACGAAUCAACCCGUCCACUUUAUAUAUUAUGUAUUCUGACGAGUUCAGCCUCCUUGUCGGCCACCGGCGACAGCACUUAUAUAAAGAUAAGCUGAUGCGUGAUUAGGUUUCGCUUGACUUCCUUCACCCUUCCGAUAAAAGCUGUUAAAGAUCGAAGUAGCGUUGCUGUCAGUGCAGCUUGUUUGAAAGCAAAAGCCGUUACUUUGAAGUUGAACUGUUUCAGGUAGUACAUAUCCGUUCUUUACAUACCCGCCUUAAUACUUGAAUCUUCAAAGCAUCUUCAUUCGUUGUUUUCUUUUCUUUCUUCUUUCAAUCUUGGCUCUUGUUUGAGAAGUUGAAAAGCUGCCAAUGAAAAUGUAAUCACGUUUUUGUAGAUAUUGUACGGUCGCAAUUGGCAAAUACCUUCUAGUAAAAACGUUUUGUUUUUAUGAAUAAUAAUAAUAAUAAUAAUAAUAAUAAUAAAAGAAUAAAAUACGUGACACUUCACUGCGAUGUGUAAAAGAAACGGUAUGAUAUAUUUACUUUAUUUAAACGAGAGAAAAAGGUCGGUUAGACGACUGAAAUAUAUUUAUACAAACUAAUUGCACAUUGGAGAAAGUAAACUACAAAAGCACGUCAUGUGACAUGUUGUUUAAGGAUGUUGUAACUGUAGCCACGAAUUUCAAAGCUUUCAGGAAUUCAGCAAAAUCGAAGUUUUCGGUUAUUUUGUGGGGAAAAAGUAUAUAUGUGUGUGUAUAUAUAUUGGUUUGCAAGUAUUUCAGCACCACAGUGAAAUUUUUCGCGAGGCAGCUGGGGGUAAAUGAUGCGUGAAAGAUUUGAUACAAAGACACCUGACCAUUGAUAUUAGAUUGUCUUGGCGACAAAGAGUUCGCCAGUUGAUGUUAAACUUUUACGGCUGAAAACGUGUUUAAACAAAAGCGUCAAAAAUUUGAACAUUCAGGACGUUCGGCCCUCGAUUGAAACAAAAUCAGUAUUUACUGUUUUUGCCCUAAUAUCGCAGUUUUCUUCGUUAAGCAAAAUUUACAUCACAGAACCCGCAAAUAAUUUAUUUUAAUUCCUUUAUUUUUGCUGAGCUUUUACUAAAUGUCUAUUCAAAACCACUCUAAAAAGUUCGUUAAUUAAUCUCAAAGCUGUUUUUUUAUUGUCUGCUUCAUUGUUCCAUGAACCGUGAUAGGCCAUUAUAAUAACAAGUGGCAGAGUGAAAAACAAGUCAGGAUACGAGGAGUUUUGACAUCAUAAUAGCUUGCACUUAUUUGACGCACGCCAGUUGUAAGACGAAGGGUUGAAGGCGGGACGAGCUGUCGACUCAUCGACGAAUUUCUUCCAAGCGACUUAUUCUUCUUUUACAGAAACAGAAAAACGAUAAUUCCAAAGUCUUAAUUUGAAGCUUCCAUAAGGUGAAGAUUCAACGACACAACGAAAAGUACUGAAAAGGCGCCUUCAAAAACUCAGUUAGGAUGAUGGUAAGUUUUUUUUGCGCCAAAAGUUACAUAAAUUAGGCAGCCCUUCGUCCAUAACAAACCUCAAGCCUCGGUAAGCAUAGAAAUUUGUUUCAGAUAUCUCGAAAGAGACAGUUUCUUUCAUACCGUUCUCCAAAACGUGGCAAAAAUCAGAUCAUGCAACUCACAAUAGUUUUUCCAAAAUAGCUGGCAUUUCUGUUGCUCAGAAGUGUGAAUUAUCUCUUUGACUACCUAAAGAGUUUGGUAUUUUUUCCUGUUUGAUCCUUAUUUGUAACUCACACAUCUAGCCUCAGGGUCUUUAAUCUACUAACACAUGCAAAACACGGGGCAGGUAUAUCCUUGAAAAAUAUAUUAUAACAACAGGCGCCAUCUACUCAAAUUAUUUGAUAUCACAAUUUUAUAUUGGUUACACAAAUGGUAAACGUGUUUAUACGGCCGACUUAGGAAUUCACGCAUGGUCGAUUAAGCCUAUUCAUAAAACAUGUGCGACCACUCGAGGGUAAAAUUAAUUACAAGCAUGCCAAAAUUAGCACAAAAAAAGACCGUUAUUUCACAUCUCACACCUUGGCAUUAUUGGAGCUUCAUGGCACAAUGCCACUGAAAGAAAGAUAAAGAUUUACUCUUAUCUAACCUAACGAAAUCUCUGUCGCUGUCAAAGAAGAUUACUUAAGUGUGCUGGUUACAGCUCUAUGUUUCUUGACUCUCAGACUGAAAUAUUGCAGUGGUAUUUAAUUUAUUGCAGUCGGAAAAUUUACGACCUGCUUACUAAACGAAGGCUAAACAAUAUCGCUAAACCGUCUCAGAUAUAUACAGGAUCUACCAACCAAUCCACUAAUAAAAUAACACUUUUUAGCAUUAGAUGCUUUAUCCACAAGAUAAACGCAUAGUGUGGCUUGUAGCAAAGUCAUGGUUGAAAUAUUUUCAAAUUUAUUUAUCCAAGUGAACUUUGCAGUUGAUUAAAUUUACAGUGUUUCUUCCCACUUGAUUUUUUAGACGGAAAAUUCGUAAUGGGUGCCUUUCGAAAUAUUGCACUUUCAUAAUUAAGCUUUUCUAGAGUAUGACGUCAUCUAAACCCUUUUACAUUUUAUCAGGUUUUGGAAUCUUCAAUCUUUACAAAUCAACAGAGCGUAUAUUUGAACAAAGUUUAAUUUCACAAAAGAAGACACUGCAAAAAAAAAAAAGCUUUUCCAAAACGUUUUGUUCUUUAGUAUAAUUCAUCCUGCAGUUGCUUAGAAACUAUUGUAAACAGGAGCGCGUAAACACAUUUAAGAUAAUAGAUCGUAAAGUACUUUCUUUCAGAAAAGAACUCAAUACAACUGUUAUUAAUGGUUCUCAAUAUUAGAAAUAUACCGCGUAGCCUUCAUCUGUUCCACUGCUCGCAACAUGGGGCACUUAAAACAAGUAUGUAAAGCCGAAGUAGUUCUAUUUCAAUACCAUAACUCUGCGGUUUAUUUCAAUUUCCAUUUAAGUGCGCAGAUAGACCUUUAGCGGUCUAGAGAUACAAACGAGAAAAAAAGUAUGAAGCUUUUGUUUAGCAAACAUAGAAAAAAUUUUAGAAACAAGACCAUAAGGAAGAAUGAUCGAGUCUUCAAAAUGAUUUAAUCUGGAGGGAUCUUCAGACAUCUUCUUAAAAAUAGGACAUCAUCUCAAACAAGUAGAUUUAACGCAUUCAUUUGAAUGACCACUCCCCCAGAUUUUAAAGUUUGUUCCACGGACUAUGCGAUUAGAGCCUACUCGUAAAGUAUAACGAACAGUACAAAAGGAAAGAGAUGCCAGUAACACAAGGUGAAAGUCACCAAGUAUUGGAUGCUGUAUCAGGGACUUCCACCUUGCACCAUAGGGGACAGGAAAUAAUACGCUUGGGCAAAAACAAUUUCCGUAGAAAUUGUAACAUUUCUGUGAAUAUCCGCAACCGCAACUUUGUAACCUUGUAUAUUUACUCGCCGCCUUUGAAGUAGCUUAAUAGCCUCAUAAAAAAUUACGACACUUUCAGUUUUUCUUCUUGUAUUUUUUGUCGUUGAAAUGGCUCUGGAUUCUAACUUACACUUAAGUUAAAAAUGAGGGAGAAAUUUUAUAAACUCAGAGAAAAAGGUCAGUUUUACAUUUUUGUAACAUUCCAGGCUUGAAUUUGAGAAGAGCUCACUUUUGCUGAGGUGCCUACACUCAAACAGCAAGAAAGCUAGAGAAACUGAGAACUUUCUAAAAUAAUUUGUAAGUGUAAAAGUUGACAGACUUUUAAUUUUGUUUUGUCGAGUUGUUAAAAAUGUUUUUUUUUACGUAUUCAGUAUUUUCAAGGCAGAAUGAAACAAUUUUUCGCUUAAUUCCGAUGAUACUCAGGUUCAAAUUUAAAUUAGUUCAAACUGACAAAAGAUAAUUUACUUGCUGUAGCUUCUGCUUGCUGCUAUACCACGAAAAUGCAUUUCAAAAAAGUCAAAGUCAGCUUUGAUGUUCUUCUUUCUAGAAGGAAACCGAUAAACUGUCAUGGAUUUCGGUCAUAACAUCAUCUCUGGAAAUACGAAAUAUUGGCACUUACAUAUUAUAUUGUUUUCAAAUAUUGCACGUUUGGGUUUUAUUGCAGUGAUACUUUAAUAUAUGAGUGAUAGCCAAUAUAUGUACAGCUACGAUAACAUCAAGUAGGCAUUUUAGUGUUGCAUAACCCAUUGGAGGCAUUUAUAUCAGUAUGUCGAAAUUAUCCAAUACAAAAUUUGGCCAAAACAAAUAAUAUCGAAACUCUGCAAAGAAUACUAACCACCGAUCUUGUGAAUCAACGUUUGUUCUUUACACUUCAGUUCAGUGAAUGUACUAUAAGUAACAUCCUUUUAGGAAGACUAGGAAUGAUUGCAUGAAUACACAUGAUUAAUGUCAAUGUUCAAAAAUUGUUUGAAAAACCUUACUUUGUUUAUAAAUAGACUUACGGUCAAUUAACCGCACAGCUUUUUACGUCAUUUCGUCAGCACUCCUGGAAUAAAAGACUCUCUGUGUUUGCAAUAAUGCAACGUAAUACCAAAACAGUAGAAAAACAACGUUAGAUUAAAAGUUCGUAAGAUGAGAAAGUUCGUUCUAUUUGUAAGUAACCAUGGCGAAUUUCCAGAUUAGUUCAAGUGUAAUUUUAAACACUUUCACAACAUAACAACAAGUAUUGCUCCUAGAUUACCUCCUUUUUAUUUGUACAAGACUCGAACCCGGCUACAAAAUGAUAAUUGAAGAAAAGUCACAAGUAUUUAUGUCGAACGAGAGAGAAAAUUAAUGUAGUCACUCAACAAACUUAGGGCCAAUAAAAUGCAAGCCAUAGGCUUAAAAGACAAAAAAGAGCUCCGUUUUAACUUAUGUGGUCGGUGUUUUUUAGUUUUCUGUUAAUAUUGGCUAUAAAAGUUCUCAUUUUGCAUUUCUUCGACGAAAACGUAAGCUUUAACUCAAAUUUUGGACUAUCUAUAGAAGUUCAACUGGAAAUUCCAUCAUGGUUAAAAAUAUCGUUUCAUCUCUUGUAUCUUCCCUUUUUUCUUUUCUUGAUAGUAUUUUGGUAUUUUCAUUAGUUUGAAGAUUUUUGGAUAAUUUUGUUAGAUUUGACCUCCUUUGAAAUAAUCGGUAUUAGGAACAGGAUUUUCAAUUAAUCCAUUUUCUGCUGAAUGUUCAUGAAUAAGGAAUGAUCAAAGGCGAUUUCAUAUCAUCUUCACCUUUGAAACAAAAAACAAGGAACCACAUAUUGCAGGAAGAGUAAAGAUCGCAGCCGCGUCACUUCAAAUUAACAUACGGCCAAAAGGAGUAAGCCUUCAUUCAAGAACGACCAAACGUCUACCCUGUACAACAGAAUACUAUAGAAUUCAGUUUAUCUGAUUGAAACUAGGAAACCUGAAUAAAUAUUUUUCUAGACGAAUAAAUUACUUGAGCAAAACUAAUAUAUAUUUUAUACUAAACGCUCUAUUAAUCAGUCGAAUAUCAUCCUAAUCAAUUUCAUUCCUGCGUUUUUAAGGUAAAUUACGUCAAUCUUCACGUUGGCCGAUGAGACCUUAAUUUUCAGGAUAACGCCAAAAGUUACUGAGACUUUGACAUCAUGUGUUAUGCGUUGUAUUUACCUGCAGGUCGAUAACAUCGUUAAAGGCCUGAUAAAUCAAGUGAUAAGUUACAUAUUCGUUUCAGCCCUGGGCUCGACUUUUAACUGUUUCCAGAGCCGGGAAAAAAACUUACCCCAAGUAGAGUUCAUUAGUUCUGAUCCUUUUGUCUUAAGAUCGACGACACAAAGGUUUUUUUCUUCUUUUUGAAAACUAGUCAAAAGGUGCCGCGUAUCCGUCGGGUUAUUUGUGUGGUUUCCUUUUGUUUCUUUUCGUCUUUCAAUAACCGAGUAAAUAAGAUACGGAAAUAAUAAGCUUUGUUUACAAUUUCUUUCACGUAAUAGCCAUUAGUUAUAUUUGAGCAUCUCUGCUAGCGGAGUGACUCUCAAUAGUUGAUCGGAAACUCAAAAGAGAAGGCCGAUAUCGAAAAAUGUUUUUAUAUUUUUCAUGUUGCUAUUUUUGUUUUUUGACUUGCGUUGAAUGGGCCAUUUGGUAUAUUUUCGAUAAUAUGGCUAAUUCAAAGACUACGUAACGUGUAUUGUGUGGGUGCAACUUAAUACUACGGCGUAUAUUUGUUAGUAUUUUAGUUUAACUAUCAUACAUUGUGGUUGCAAUCUCUGAAACUGAAACAUUUAACAACUCUUAACACCGCGUAUUUAGUGAUAGCAACACUAAAUUAACGUUUCUAAUCAAAACUUUUAUCGUGCUUAAAAGCAUACUUCAACGAAAGUGUACAUUUUAUUUUUGUCCAUUUGUUAAAAAAUGCAGGCCUCUACGAUCGAAACCCAGGCUCCUUCGAGGCCUUCGUUCAUCUCUUCAAAAGUAAAACCUCAAAGCGAGGGCAAAAAUCCAAGAUAUUUUGCAUUCACGGAGAAAGAUUUGUAUAACUGCUUGCAUCAGAAGAGUGGAAAUGUGGAACCAAUUGAUUCUGAAGAAGCCAGAGGCAAGAAGCUGGAAGAGAAUAGCUUGCGAAAGGACACACGUUCUUCAUGUAAGUGAGAGCAUAUUUUUUUCUUUUACAGAAGUUUGGUUCGUUUCGUGUUCGGUUGUGAGUUUUAGAAUUACGAGAACGUGAAUAGCAAAAGAACCUCACACCAAGAGAAGAGUGUUGUUUCUGAUUUGUAAUACUGUAUAGCUUUCAUUUCAAAAGACUGGGCAUACUAAGGUACAAAUCAGUGCCAUAUUGUACAGCCAUUUCCAUUAAACAGCACCACGCACCACAGUAGAGCACUAGCCGGUUUCAGUUUAAAAGGUCACACUUUAGCACAGACUCAAAAGUUACAGCCACAUUAAAAAUAGGCUACUGAAAAUUACAAGAGAAUGGGAGUAGCAAUACACCGCGACCAAAAACUUGGCCUUGCCCCGCAAAGCAAGCAGAAAGGUCGUUUGAAAAUGUAAGGGAUUGCGGUGUGGCGCGCACUGAGAUUUACUAUAUUGCGCGAGCUUUUUUUCAAAGCAGAAUAUAUUGCCUAAUAUCGGAAAGUUUAUUAUUGAUUAAGAAGAAGCAGUGCGAUGAUAUUUGUCGCAGUAAGCUUUCAGGAGCUUGUCACUCAAAAAAAUGCAUAAGGGAAUAUAUUGCUUUGAGAAAAUUCAUAAAUUGAUUUAGUCAGGAAGAGAAAGGUGAUUGAAUUUAAUGUUUCCCUUUGCUUUAUCAUAGUCUGUAGAACCUGCAACAAAGUGUACGCGAUCUGCUGUCCAAUACACCCAUCUUACAAAUCGACCGAUUCUGACUCCAACCUGGACUGGGACAGCUAUGCCAUCAAGUCGUUCCCGGAUGUGGUUCAACUGUGCAAGUCCAGCGUGCCUGGAAAGACCUACGGAGUGUGCGCAAGACAGCACAUCCCGGUGGGUACAUGGAUUGGUCCUUAUGAGGGAAGAAGGGUGGCACCAGAUGCUAUCAAGCCUGACAUGGACUCUGACUAUUUGUGGGAGGUGAGAGUUACUUGGAGCGUUAAGAUACUCUAAGAGCCCAUUCCCUCAGAUUCAUGACUUCGUCAAAAAAAAUUCUCAAUAAACCAAAACGUAAAGGUAGUGCAAGCAAUAGGGGACGACUGACAUCAUCAAAGUGUUUGAACCUUGAAAGCGACGACCAAAAAAUUUUUACUAAAGGAAUCUAAUUACCGUACUUGUUCCACUUUGUUAGUCUAAAAGAUAAUGGAAACUGUUGAGUCAUGGAGCCCUAGAUCCUUAGAAAAUGGAAGAAUUCAAUCUACUCACAUUAGCUUCUUUUACUGAAAUUUCGCUUUGCAAAUUUUCGGCAAAAUAUCUGUUGCCCGCCUAUAACUACAAAAUGUCAAGUGACAAACAUGAUUACUGAUGACACUUCCAGCCUUCACUUUACUCCUAUGCUUAAUAACAGUUUACGACGUUAUUAAAAACAUUGUCGCCCUUUUAAUUCAGAUCUACAAAGAUGGAAGGCUCAUGUACUAUCUCGAUGCCACCGACGAAGAAUCUUCUAGCUGGAUGAGGUUUAUAAAGUGUGCACGCCAUAGAAACGAACAAAACCUGUUUGCCUUCCAGUACUGUGGUAACAUUUACUAUCGAGCAUUCAAAGAGAUUCCUAUAGGAACAGAACUGCUGGUGUGGUACGAGGAUAUCUACCCACAAUACUUCGGCAUCCCCAUCAGCAUACACGACUUAAACUCAAUGGGUGAGUCAGCUGAGCUUAGAUGUUUCUUCACGGCUGAUGCGCAGACAGUAGUUCACGUUCGAACCCUUGACUACUACUGCAAUUUUUUCUGAGCCAAAUGUUGCGAGUUUUAAAAAGCAUUACAACCCUCUGAGUAAAUAUUAUUGAGAAGUAAUAAUCGCAAUACUGUUCCACUGAGUGCGACUAUUUAAAGGAAGGCUCCAUGCGAUACUUAUCCGGGCGCUUUUUAUCUAUAUGUAGUACAAAGUGGAUAUGUGUCCUAAAAUUCUAAAGGCUCUGUAAUUCUUAUUGAGAUCCACCCCAGAAAAUUAAAACAAUGUUUUUAUUCACGUUUUUUUUUUUUCUCUAGGUUCGAGGUCUUACCCAGUUGUAGAAGCUUCAUAUCAAGACGGUCAAAAGGUCUCUUCAAUGACUACUCCAAUUUCAGUAACUGCAACAGAGGCAACCCAACAUACCUCAGCACCGAGCCAUAGAAAGUCACCCCACCACGCACCAGUCUCACCGAAACAAAGAUCCCGGCUGUCGCCUGGCCUGACGGAAAGAGAAGUCUACGCAAGGAAACAGACACAACAGGAAACGACGUUCAAAAGAAAACACGAGGAGAACGACUCCACUGGCAUUCCGAAAAAGUUCAAAUCACAGCAGUCUUCUAAGAAUAUGACAGAUGGUCAUAAGGAGAUGCUGCUGCAGUUAGAGGAAGCGCGACUCAAAGACAAAAAAGAUUUGCCUUGUGAAUGGCCUCGUGUAGCGGAUGGGGAAUUCAUCUUGGAGAACGGCGAACCAAAAAUAUGGCAUUGUGGUCAGUGUGACAAAUCAUUCGCACAGCGUGGUCUGCUUCAAAUGCACAGUUGCACAAAGAAUACAAAAAGACCUUACCAGUGUGGCCAUUGUGCUCAGGAGUUUGCCCACCCCAAUGAGCUGCGUACGCAUGCUGUCAUUCAUUCAGGGAAAAAGCCAUUUAAAUGCGGAUUCUGUGCGCGCACCUUUGCAGGAGCCACGACUCUAAAUAAUCACGUGCGCACGCAUACAGGGGAGAGACCUUUUUCGUGCAACAAAUGCCACAGAUCAUUUUCACAGGCAUCCCAACUCAGUAAGCAUAAGAGAUCUCUCUAUGACUGUUUCGCUUGAGAAUUUUAAGUUUUCGUUUGUUUUGUAAUAUUUUCGUACAUAAGUACAUUUUAAUUGGCUAGUCUAGGGAUCUCCUUCAUUACCUGUAUAUAAAAAAGUUUCCCUAAAAGUUGAAAAUUUGUGUUAAUAGUUUCAUCUAUGGGUACGUAAACUGAAGGCUGAGAUCUGAAAUCAAGCUAGUUGAUAUUUGAAAAAUAAGCUGAAAGGUUUCCGCGUAAAAAAAAGCCAAGAUUGUUCACAAAGUCCUCGGGCAAAGUGCCUGAGUAGGUUAGUCGCUGGGCAGUAAUUUGAAAACACCCUAUUUUCAUGUAACUAGGCCCGAAUUCGGCGGUGCCGGAGUACAAGGUCUCGGCCUAAUACACAUUUUAGUUUUGUAUUAGUUCUUGACAAUCCGCUGCUUUGUCUACCCAUACCUUCCUGCUAAGCUCACGUUCCAAAAUGGAGUCUGACGGCCCGAAAUGCAGUAAAUAUGCCGUUACAGUUACAUAUCGGGUCAAAGAGUAAACUCAACACCAAUUUGUUCAGGUACCCGGGCACUAGUAUUCGGGCAUCAAGUUUGACCGAACAUAGACUGACUUAAGAUUCCAGCACUACAAUCUAUUGUACGCCCGCGCCCUUGUAUAGAGCAGCAUUGUACAGAACUGUCUUCAAAAUACACCGUCAAGGUUGAAACUUAAAUCUUAUAAGUUUGACUCUUUUUUCUCAGUUUACGGAUGUAUUACCUACGCAGGUCUCUUUGAACUUAUCGUGUUUAAAAGGCGUUAUAAUUUCUUUCAGUUUAAAAAAAAAAAAAAAUUUAUAAAUGGUUAACAAAGUUUACGACGCAUUCAUUCAUUAAGUAGCUAGUAUUUUUAAGUUUCGAAAGAAACAGAAUGAUCAUUCGUGUUUAAUAACCAAGAGUUUUUCCUGCAAUGCUACCGGGUUAUAAGCUCACAAUUAGGUAUUUUUUGUUGGCUUGCGGAGCUUAAUAGUAAAAGACACUUUUUUUUGUCUGUAGUUUAAAACGCGCUUUGUCUGCAUUAGCCAUAAAACUAAAUUACAUACUCGACAUUGUUUAGAUUUAAAUAAAGCCGGAGUGAAAAGAAGCAUUAUUUAAUUUACAAAUAGUAAACGUACAUGUAUAGUAGAUUGUAUAAUUAUCAUCUACGAAAACCGACACUUGACAGUGUCUCAAAGGCAAGGAUUGAAGUAUAUAUUUAUAGAUGUGUUUAUAUUUGGAUAUUUGAAACCCAUAGUGCCUUUAAAAAAGGUUCAUUCACCCAGCGUCACAUUAGUUUUAAUAAUGUGCACUUUCAUGAAGAUUAUUUUGAGCUUGUAAGAUAUCUCUAGUCGUGUUUUAUUAAAAUACUAAUUGUUGUUUUUGACGACAGAGCUUACUGAUCUUUUUUUUUUAUUUCUUACUGGUUAUAACGGCCUUAAACCCCAAAACAAACCAAACCUAUUAAUGCUGAUCUUGCCUAAGCUCUGUUUACAGGGCAAAUUAUACUUCCCUGGAGCGCCAACACUAAAACUGAAGCACCUCUACACGCGGAGCAGAAAGAAAGAAGGGAAAGCACUUGGCUUGCUCGGUCACAUGACCGAGAAGGGGGUGAACGUAAUGACCAUUGACACCUUCAUGAGACCCAGUACCCUCGCCUCUAUCUAAAUAAACUCAGGUUAGAGAGAGAGAAGACCAAAAAAUUCUAUCUGCAAGCGAAAAUUUUGUUUCCGUUUUGUCCUUUUUCUUUUGCUAGAAUAGUGUUAUUGCAGUUCCAGUCUUUCCGCCACCUUUUCUGCUUCCCCACUCAGUCGGUACACUUCCAUGUUGUCUUUCAACCAACCUUCUUAACUCUUCGUUCUUUUACCCCUGGGGGAUUCUUUAUCAGGGGGAGACCAGCCCGAAAGGGGGCCUUUGUAAUUCUAGCGGAUUUUUGAAAACACUGCCGCCAAAUGGACCUUUUUGGUCCAACGCAGCCAUUUCAAAAACUAAGAGCGCAACCAUUGUUUUUUUUGUCUUCUCCUCCUUUCCUUUCCCUCGCUCUUUCUUUUUCUCCUUUCCUUUUCCUUCGUUACUGUGAUUUUGGAGCUUCUCGGGCUUAAGAAACCUGCCUUUUGACGCCUUUUCACCCAAAAGACUGCAAAUUUCGUUAGGUUUGUUUUCAAAAAAUCGUUUGCAAUUAAAUUCGCUUGUUGCUGUCUACUCCUCGUUACACAGUCGGUAGCUCAGAAACUCAGGAAAGGGGACUUUAGGAAGUCAAAAUCGUAACAAUUUCCCGGGGGAACAUGCCCCCAACCCCCCUAGAAGCUUGCGCCUUCGGUGCUUGUUAAGGAAAUCGAUCAGUAUUUAUCUUAGAUCCGCGCGUGAAAACGAAAUCCUUCUUUAAGAGUGAUAUUUAAGACCACGAUGCAUAGGGAUGUGGAAAGGACUGAAAUUAAGGAAAGUGUAACCAUUUUGUCCAGUUGCUCAAACGUUGGCUAACAACUAAAUUUAAAUGUUUAAAUUGAGAACUAAGGGUUACACAACAUAUAUACAAUUUAUCGAUCUGGGGCAAUCGUUUAUACGGUCACUUGCGACAACUUUAUUCCUUUCGAUUUAAAAGAAAAUUAUAAUUUAUUGUCCAGUAGAGUCAAACUAAUUCCAUAGGUUUACGCUUUCUUUACGUUCAUGCAAGAGGAGCGAAAAAUUCAUUUGAAUACCAUUUGAUGAUUUUUAAAUCGGUUUUUGCCAUCUUAGUAUCUUCAUUGAAAAUCAUGAACAUACCGCAAAACACGCUCGGCUCAACUUUUCUAACUUUCAUUUUUAAUCUAACGUAUGAUCCUCGACCAUUAGAACUAAUCGAACUUCAGUGAAGUUCGAUUACGUUCGAUCGCUUUUAUUUUCUUUUAGAGUUUGACGUUACUCGAUUACGCUCGAUAAGUUUGAAUUGAUUCUUGCAGUUACAGCAGCUCCAGCAAUGCGGAUUCCCUGUGGUUAAAAAUGCGCCUGAAAUCUUUGAAGCUGUUUCAUGAUUAUUUGGUAUUGCUUUAAAAACUGAUUCUGGAAACACAUUGGAAUAAAAACAAACCCGAACCAUAAUGAUUUUCUACUCUACCUCAACUAUAAGUUCAUGCUAUUUGGCUUUCGAUGACAACAAUGAAAAUGGAUUGUCACCUGAAAUUAAGACUGGGCCGAUUUUCUUUAAGUCUAUUAACUUUACUAUUGUCGAAAAAUCCGCACCAAAAGCUAUGUGAUCACGUUUUGUCUCCCUUUGAGAGAUCACAAGGUAUCUUUCUCUUAAAGGCCGUGGUACUAAACAAUCGAGCACCAGGUCAGUUUUGACCCGAAAUGAACACUUCAACAACAACUUUAGAAAGCAAUAAGAUUUAAGUCUAGAAAGUUCUUUUCAUGAAACAAAAGCUUAGUUAUUCAGGUUUUGUCCCGAAUCAAUGAUCAUCAUUUGCAAAUUUCAUUGAAAAAUCAUUCAGCAUGACAAGCGGAUUGCAUGAUUAAUAGCAGAACUACGUCGUAAGUUUUAUUUGAAUAGGUAUAGAGCCAGUUAUUGUUCAAUAUCACUUGAGUUAGUACUUCCCGCGAUAAGUGAACUUUCGUUUAAAAACAACCCACCCAGAACAAUUCGUGAGUAAAGUGCUAUAUAGUUUGAAUAAAACAAGGACUAAGAAUGCUUGUGUAAACUGACCAUUUUCCAAUAAAUUUAGCUUAGAUGUACUUAACUAUGGCACAUUCUGAAGAUUUAAACAGACACUUCCCCAGCGUAUUGGUUUAACCAGACACGCUGACAGUUAAAUUCCCGUCUUGGUUCGCGCGUUAUCAAAAGACAUGCAAAUCUGAUAUCCGCAAUUAGUCGCCCACUUUAAAAGUCCGCAAUGGAUAACUUGGAGACUCCUUUUCAAGGCGUUUCAAUUCAGUAUACGUGCAGCAGUCCUUUUGCGUAUCAUUUCAGUUACAGCUGGUACACAGUUAUCAAAAAUGAGCAAAAGGCCUUGUUUUUGAUUACCAGUUGCAAUGCUUGAAUGACCUUAGAAUUUCUAAAACAAUAAACUAACUUUGGCUAUGUAUGCAAAACGUUUUUGUUAAAACCCAGGCUGCACUAGAAGGUUUACGAAAUGUGGGCACAAAUGUUCUAUACAUAUCCUUCUACACAGUUUUAUCUGAUUCCUAAACAUUAAUUUUUAACUCAAGAUAGAUGAUCCUUUUUUCUGCACUUUUGCCAGGUGCAAAAUUUCAUUUAUAAAUAACUUUUCUAACACAACAAGCUAAAGAAAAGUUAGCCAAACUUGAAAGGAACUCAUUAUUAACCAAUCGCAUUGCUGUAAACGGCUUAUUUGGAAGCCAAGCGUGGAUAAGUGACAGGUUUAUGAAAAGAACAUUUCGGAACUUUAAAUCAACGCCCCUUAUUCUCGCGUUAUCAAUUGCAUACGACUUGCUUAUAUAAGUUCAUUGGUGCAUUUUUCCUGUUGCGUGGCACUGAGUAGCCAAAGUUGCUAAGCGCAGGGUUGCAGAGAAAUGUCGUCUUUGUUUAGCGAAGAGACUAAGAGAAGGCUAGAAGUGAAUUUGGUAUGUGUCUCUAAUGAUAAUAGAAUAACAAGUCAUUGCGAAUAAGUAGUUUUUUUGCUUUCAACAGACUUAAUUUGGACACAUGUGGAUCAGGAAUGUUCCGUUUAGUCAAAAGGGGUGGAUUAAGAUAUAAUGGGUAAAUCUUGCUCUGUUUUCAAAUUAUUAAAUUAAAUUGCACCAUUUGAAGAUCUCUUUUUGGUGAAAAAAACUGGUCUUAUGCGAGGUUUGCAUGCUAUUCCACUGAUUCCUCAUUUUUCAGGAAACGAAAUUCCAUCUUUGCAUUUGCAAUUAAGUUAAGGUCCCGUUUUAAAGACCUUAAUUUGCAUUGACUGUGAUAAUUGAAUUGGAACCGUUUGUUUCUUAGUUUAAAGCGAAAGUUCUGUUGUAGCUUAUCACUACUUGACUUAUCUAAGGCCAGUAUUUAUUUUUUUUUUCAGUUGAGUCAACUGGCAAUGCCGGUCAAUUUUGAGGCAGAACCACAUCAAGAGGGGCGCUCAAGAAUGUUCAGCGACAACGAGGUGUUCUCUUUCCUUUAUGGCAAAACGAGACCACAGGCAGUCAAUAAGGAUGUUGUAAGCGCGCAGUCAGUGACACAGGCAUCCAAUACAGGUAAACUAUGCUCUAAUAUCACUUUGCCGUGCAAACCCUCACUCACUCACGCGCAACUGCGCAAAGAUCGAUUAGAGCACGCGUGACACUCGCCACAAAUUCAUGCAAUACCGGUAAAUGUUGAAAUACGUACAUGCUUAUGUUGAUAUUUAUCCCUUCCACUUGAAGCAUGUGAUACAGGGGCAUACAGUUCGAACUAGAGGUCAGGGGAACCGACUUUAAGCACUUAAUCGUAAUAAUGUGAAGGUCAAGUUUUCCUUUAUUCAGCUCAGAAAAAUGAAGUCAAGUGAUAAUUCGAGUGCACAAAAUCCCGUUAAAGUCAAAUCGCCGAAGACAUGGAGUCAUUUUGCAGACUGGCUUUUCACUAGUUCAUGCAACUUUGAAUCAUCAGCAACGACAUUAAAUUACUACGUUAUCUUGAUGUUACAUUUAGUUAGUCGGAGUUAGGCGCUAAAAGUUAAUUGCGAAGACAGAUCAACAACACAGAAAACAAGAGGAAAUCCAACUAUAUUUCGUGAAACAUAAAGGAGUAAUGCGAACAGACGUAUCGUAACGUCAAAGUAGUCAAACUUGACAUUUUUCAUGUACGAGCGGUAGUUGAAUGUAGUGCUCUGUCAAGGGAAUAUGUCUAUUGGCUAGAGUUUGAAAAGAAGUGGAAAAAUUCGAGAUUAGCGAGACAAACUUAUGGACAGAUUGGUAUGUGUUUAAAGAGCAUUUUAUCCGCACGUUCUCUAACCCCGUAAUAACAUGGUGUUAUUUGAUUUUCAUUAUAUGUAAAGCUUGCCCUAGAGCUCUGUACAGUACCGCAAAUGAUCCACGACAAUUGUCGACCUUAAAUGAUCCCGUGAAAAGCAAAUGGAUUUUAGGCAUUGAUGGUGAAUGGUGCUGAGAACAUCAACAACGCUUAAAACAAUGAAAAGAGUAAAACGAUAAAUAACCGAUUUGUUUCUCCUCAAUCGUUUCUCCUUUCUUUCAAGCAUUGGAUUAAUUAACAAUUAAAGAAUGAGGCUGAGUAUUUUAUGAAGAAUUAUGGAGAUCGAGGAGGGUGUUAUCCUUCGAGCCCUUAGGCCGAGGCGGAUAACACCCUCCGAGAUCUCCAUAAUUCUUCAUAUGAUGCGAAGGCCGCGGAAUUCAAUAAUUGUUUUAUUAUUCAAUCAAAACAAUUCCUAGUUUAAAAACAUAGCUAAAACAUGCUUACCUCCAUCGAUGUUAAGUUUAUCUUGGAUAGUGCACGUUCAGGGUUGUUCAGCUCCGCAAAUAUUCUCCAAAUAGCAGAUACCGCCCUUCGAGUUGCCUUCUUGUUGUUCUUGUCAUGUUUUUAGCAUUACUUCGCCUAGUUCUUACUCCUGAAAUGAGUGAAAUGUCUGCCAUUUGUGUUUUCACAACCAAAACAACUGAACCUCUUCACCAGGUCUUCUCGGUUAACGGUGUAUUAACCUGCAAGGAAGCUGCACUUUUGACUUCGUCGGUUGAUUAAUCCCAAAAUUCUUCAAAAUUUGGUCCGUCACCAGUAGCUGGUUAUGAUAAAUUAUGCGUAUGCUUUUAGCCAAUCAGAAUCGGGGAAAUGUUUUAAUGAAUAAUAAUGUGUUUUAAUUCCAUCUUUCAGAUUGCGAUUUCUGUCGAACGAUGCCGCACGGGAGCUGUCCCAUGCAUAGGCAUCCCAGUCCAUUGCUGCCUGAAAAAGCGCUCACUUAUGCAGUAACGUCAAUACCACCAGCAUGUAAGCUGCGUGCAUCGAAUGUAGGGAAAGGAUACGGUGUUUUCAUCAAUCAAAACAUUCCCCUUGGGACCUGGAUUGGCCCAUACGAGGGCACACGAAUUCGUCCAAGUGAUGUCACACGUAAUAUGGAUACAUCGCACAUGUGGGAGGUAACAUACACUUUGAUUACGUUUAUGCCCACCACCAUAUUAAAAAUCCUCAUAAACUUUGUUCACCUCAGGUGAAAAGAAAAAACAUACAGUCUAAGAGUACAAACAUGAAGAGAGUGUGAAAGAAAUAAAAAGUCAAAGACACGUAUCCAUAAACAUGAUUCAGUUUUCACACGUUUUUCGAAAGGAGAUCAAAAGCGCCAUUUUUAUUUAAACUAAUAGCCCCAAAACUUGACAAUCAAUCGAAGAACCGACAUAUUUACCAUUUUGAAGCUAACACAGUAUAAAGUUACUGUUUCCUAUUGGUUAAUUUCCAGUUCACCAUGGCCAAGCUGUCCCUAAAUUACAUUUAUAUUCAACAACUAGAAGACGAGCUCAAGAUUCUUAUCGGCAAAUAGUUAGCAAAAGAGAAAAACAAGAGCAAUUUUUGAUAAUUUUUACUCGAUAAUCAUAGGCUAAAUUCCCCAUCCGUGUCACUCUAUGAGCUGCUAGACAGCGAGUACCUCAGCCAAUCAGAUUGGAGGAUUUAUAUCAGCAAAAAAGCUUGUCAGCGAGAUCCAUGCUCUCUAUGGAUAACAGACAUCAAAAAGGGUCCCCUAGUCCUAACUCUUACCUAAUUCCUACGGAAAUUAUAAAUAACUGCGUCUAAUAUGAAGGACCCAAGGUCCGAGUUAAGUGCAUUUCAGGAUAUAAGUAGCCUCCCACGCAGCCUAGUAUGUAGGUAACGAACUCAAGGGGAGUCGUAUUUCCCUCCUCCCACCUCUCGAGGCCAGGAAAUAACUACGCGUUUUAUAUCACCUCUUAAGAAACACUGUUUCUAAAGAGUUAGCAGUUAGUUACCAGCGCGUCACCAGUAACGAUCCCAGAAGUCUUUGCGAAAGCUAACUGGGCCCAGUUUCGAUAUCGUUCCUAGAGCGGUGAAUAGAAAUGCAGCACUUUAAGAGAAUUGUUCUUUUUGACAGAUCUAUGAAGGCAACACGCUAUCGCAUUACAUUGACGGAAGUGACGAGAACGUUGCAAGUUGGAUGCGUUUCAUCCGUUGUGCCAGGCAUAAGGAAGAACAGAAUCUCUUCUCUUUUCAAUACAACGGGAAUAUAUACUACCGAGCGUUCAAGGAUAUUCCAUGUGGCACAGAGCUGCUUGUGUGGUAUGACGAGAAGUAUCCAAUGUACAUGGGAAUUCCCCUGGGAAUGGAAGUGGGCGCUGUGUACGUUCCCACUACCACCACCACCACAGCUCAGCGUAAGUCAACAGUCAGUCAGUUAGGGCCAGUCAGAUAAUUAGUCAGUCAGUUAGUCCGUAAGACAGUUUGUUCACUCAUAGUUAGUCAGUCAGGGAGGCAGACAGAUGAAAAGUCAAAUGGUCAGUUUGUUAUGCAGGGAGUCUGGUACCCUGGUCCCAGAGGUUUUUCUUGAUUUUUCUUUGCGAAAGAGAUCAAGAGCAAGCCGCGAAGCGGCGACAACGAGUUGCGAAAGCGACGAGGAGAGAGAGAAAAACCUCUGGUUACCUUGGCCUCGAAUUUUUAAGCGGGGGUAGACCUGGGGGAAAUUAUGUUAUGAACAAACCAUCUCCACUUGGGUGGUAAAGAGUGAUUCGUUAAUCGGGGUCAAGCUAAAGCAUGUGUCAACAAUGGGCGACAAGAGUCCAGGAAUAAGAACACCACUUAAAGAAACCAACACUGUUCCAAACGACUGCUACAGGAUUUGCAGAAUUUAUGUAAAAAUAAGUGGCCGAACUAAAAUCAACGUUUUUCGGUAUAAUAACAACGAUUUUUCACAAACGUUGUCAUCUGUUACGCAGUUCGCGGAUACGCGAGUCCACAACAGACUUGAGAGGACAGACAACCAAAAUUAUUGCAUGGCGAGGGUAUGAGUAGCCUCUUAAGGAAAGGUACUUGCAAUAUACUUUCCAUGUCCGGUUGAUAAAAUGGUGAACACAUCCUUUAGACUCAAGGCGGCGAACAACGCUUUUUUUGGUUGCUCAGUGAGACUCAGGAAAGCGCUCAUCAAGUACCGAGGUCAAAAUUUCUUCGAAUAUUCUUUCAGGAACAACCUCCAUGUCAAAAUCUCGAAAUAUGGAGUGCCUUUACGUGCCUGGGUCCCGUGCAAAUGUUAUUGCGAGUGCAGUAUACAAACAAUUUUCUUCCCUGGUAGAGAGAGGCAAAAUUUACCUUCAGAAAUGAGGUGUAAAAAUCUUCUGCGUCCCCUCGGUAGUUACAAUUAAACGAGCCAAUCAAAUUGUUUUGCGUGUUUGAAAAAAUAUCAACCAAUCAACGCCUGAGGGUCAGAUCCUGACCCUGUCGUCUGCAUGAAAGUGAGAUUCGAGGCCAAAGUAACCAGAGGUUUUUCUCUCUCUCCUCGUCGCUUUCGCAACUCGUUGUCGCCGCUUCGCGGCUUGCUCUUGAUCUCUUUCGCAAAGAAAAAUCAAGAAAAACCUCUGGGACCAGGGUAGGAGUCUGUUUGUUGAGUAGCAAUGUAUUGGGUGAUCGGUACAAAAAAUAUAUUGGCAGAUUAGCCUGCGUCGCAGACGUAAUUAAACCUCGGUAACUAAAGUCUGCGAGACAGCGCAGAUGUCCUUGUUCCGGGCCCCCAACGGACUCAACGAAUUACCGGAAGAGCGUUUCCAAUUUCGUUUCAUCUUGACUGGCAAAUCGACAGUGGUAUUUUUAACAAGCCAGUCAUGGCGUGUACUCAAAUCCUGGUACACAGGGCGCCCAGAACAAGGAUUUCGGCGCUGUUUCUCAGACGGACUUAACCAGAGUUUAGUCUCGUCUACAGCGCAGGCUAUUGGCAGGUCAGGGUCAACAUUCUGAACUCUACCAAAACAUGGAAAGGAGCAAUUCUCACCACUUCUCUUGUCUAUCAGUCAUAGCUGUAGAAUUGCGGUUUUACUAAGUAACUGGAGUCAAAGACACCAAACAGUCAACGAGUUAAGUCAAUCAAACUUUCACUGAGCCGAUGACAGUUUGUCAUUUGCUUUAAUCUUCACACUAAUUGGGCAGGCUUCAGAUGGCAUGCAGUCGUUCACAUGAGACAACUUUUUAGUUAAUGGACAGUUCGACUAUUAAUGAAUUAACCAUUAACUUUUCAUCCAGUCAAUUUUGACACCAAUUGUUAUCUUUGACUAUUGGCUAGUCGCUCUAUAAACGGAUUAAGUACCCGGUCACUCUUUCAUUUAACUUGUCAGUCCACUAGUCGUUCAUUGAUAAGAUAUCCUCUUAACAGUUUUUUUUUUUAAAUCUCGACUCCACAACAACAUUCUUAAUCCAAUUUGCAGACCAGCCCGAGAGACAACAAAAUGCCACAGCAUUACAGCGGUCUGACCGAUCUUUGGAUAAAGAAUCUCCACCAAUCAAACCUCAAGAUACAGCAGGGCAGUAUUCCAACACAGCUACUAGCUCCAGGCUCACUCCGAGCACAAGCCCUUCAAGGAGUUACCAAGGUAACGAAAUUGUCCAAUUAUUUAAUUUCUUCACUGAGUGUUGGUCAAUAUGGAAGCUGCCUUUUCGUCCAUUUUUCAACAAAGCCUCUCAAAAGCUACCUUACAGUUAACUUUUAAUAACGGACUCUUUAUAAAUCGUAUCUGGUGGAUGUACUGCCAACAAUAAGCACGUUUAUAAUUACACCGAAUGAUCUAUUCAGGAUGUAAUAUAUUGAAUUUAACCUUUAUAUCAAUAUUAAAAAUCCUUCGUUGUCUUUAUUGAUUUAGUCUCAGAUAGAACUUCUGAAAUUGCUCUCACUUUAUUUAUUUAUUCGUUCGUUCAUAUUCAUUCAUUCAAGUUGAAACUAAUACAGUCAUAAAGAACGAGCGUCCAGUUAGUGCUGACAACUCAAGAACAAUAAAAGAAACUUCCUGGCCCACACCAUUAAGACCUUAUGAUACACGAUUUAUUUGUUUGUCCGUUUCCAGAUUCAAGAUCUCCACAAGCUGAUUCAAAGAAUUUGCCUCCACUUAUCCCUACAAAGUCUCUGCCAAAGAGAUCUGCUUCUGUUGACAGUUUACCUCCAGAUCAACGAACGCCAACAAGCAAUGAACCGAAUUCCCACUUUCAGCUAAGCGAAUUAACCUCUUGGCAGUGCCAGCAAUGUCACAAGACCUUCACCCAGCGAGUGGCUUUACAAAUGCAUGUGUGUCAAAGUCAACCAACCAAGCCUUUUCAGUGUGGACAGUGCGGUAGCACUUUUAAUAAUUCGUCAGAACUGCGCACGCAUGUGGUUUCCCAUACCACUGAGCGGCCUUUCAAAUGUGGCUUUUGCUCGCGCACAUUUGUUGGUGCGACAACGCUGAACAACCACGUUCGUACACACAUGGGACAGAAACCUUUUAGCUGUGAAAAGUGCGGAAAGGCGUUUUCACAAGCCAUGCAUCUCGCGAGACACGCAUGCGAAUUAAGUAGCGGCUCAAGCGGAAUUGAAUCAGUUGUUCCUCACCCAUUAACGAGCUGAAUAUGAAUCAAAGUUGGGCCAACAUCUUUGCGUGCUUUCUUUUGUUAACGGUGUUGAUAGGGUGGCAAAACUUCCUCUUGCUUAUGGUAC